Molecule: messenger RNA, 915 nt
Organism: Suillus clintonianus
Lineage: Eukaryota; Fungi; Basidiomycota; Agaricomycetes; Boletales; Suillaceae
Exons: 1
Coding region: 93-506 (137 amino acids)
Source: RefSeq, a predicted model, not a curated record
GCACACAGCCUGCAAGGUCGCUGGUGAGUGACUACAACAAUGGUCUCCGUAGGUUUUAACGCAUAUGUUAGAACACAACUCGUGCUGCAACCAUGCCUGCACGCCGGGAGCACUGCGUUCGGUGCCAUAAAGACUUCUCAGCCAAUUACCCCUCGGCUUGCGUCGUACCCCAUGUGUUCAACUCCCGCUGUGACCCACUUCGUCUUUACAGUGGAGAAUUCCAAUGGAUGUCGGAGUGUUGUGGUGGCUAUGGUACUGUGACGGAGGAAGAACCUGGAAGUGGCGCCUUCCGCAUGAUGGAACUCACCGCCUGUUAUCGUGGUCCGCACACGACGUACAAGGAUGUCGUUCGACUCCAAUACAACGGUGUGAGCGUCCUCAGGUGUAAACACAACGGGUCAGGGAAAUGUAUCCGCAACCACUUGACGCAGAGAAACAGACCCGUUUUUGACAAGGAGGUGGUGUAUUGUGACGGUGACGAACAAGACCGUCACAACGAUGGGUAGAGGCAGAUUGUGUAGGAUUCUUUGGUGGCUGAACGGACUAGAGGAUAAUUAGGACUUUCUUGAGAUCCAGCUUUUCACCUCUGUACACAUACACCCUCGGAACUUGUAUUGCAGCUGCUCCUACAAUAUUUGGUCCAUAAUAUGACGUCCACUGGUUUCUCCGUUGGCAUGGUCGACUCCACCAAGGUCCAAAACGCAGAUCGUGACAAAUUGCAUUUGGUAUGACAACAACGCGUGAGUGAAACAAGAACAAAGCAUCUUCCUCAAUCAUACCUUCGUGCAUAAGCGGGUACAAAGAAGUGUAUGUGACAAGGGCAUCCAGCGUGCAUUGCGCAAGCCCAUCACAGGUCCCGCUUUGUUGUACCACCUAAACCUAAGAAGCACAGCUCCAUCGAUAAGUGAAGUUGUA